AUUUCCGCCAUCAAAAUCACAAUCCGCCAAAACAUGUCCGUAUAAUGAAACUGAGUGGACGGAGAGAUCGAAAGAAUUUUUUUGUCAGGGGAAGGAAGUUUACCACUGUUUUCUUGCUGAAGACAAAGUAUCCGUCAAAGAAAAAUGUGUAGAAAAAACAACGAUGCUUAAAGGUUUUUGUCCAAUAUUCACAGACUUUGGUUAUUUACACUGGAGUCCAUGCAAUAGAACAGGGUGUCCCAACUCAACCUACACAAGUGAUAAAGUUUACAAAUACCGAGUGUGUUUUGGAGACACAGACAAAGCCAUUACCUACACUUCUGGUUUUAGUGAUGACGAAUCGACAUCUGGCGUGGGUCUCGGAAUUGGAAUUGGGGUCCUAGUAGUGAUAAUCUUAGUUGCUGUGAUAGUUGUUAUAGUAUGCCGCAAACUUACAUUAAAGAGCGACGAAAUUGAUGACAUACAAAAUGGGAUGAACGUUCUCCGGUCUGAAAACAUUCUUUAUAUAAUUGGAAAACUCGGAAAUUCUGUUUCCAUGGUCUGA
Messenger RNA from Saccostrea cuccullata (small rock oyster), 544 nucleotides. RefSeq lists its product as uncharacterized. Lineage: Eukaryota; Metazoa; Mollusca; Bivalvia; Ostreida; Ostreidae. The transcript has 5 exons. Bases 164 to 544 code for a protein of 126 amino acids. The record is from RefSeq and is a predicted model, not a curated record.